AUGACGGCAAAGAUGGCAGGCAAAAUGGCGAAGCAGCUUGCGGGAAGUGGGACUGGUCAAAGUUUUAUGGACAGAGUUACUCAGGCAAAAUACAGUUUGGCUGGGUCUGCUCUUGGAAAAGUUGUUGCUAAGGCUUCAACAGAGGAAUUGAUUGCUCCCAAACGGAAACACUUGGAAACUUAUGAAAUGUCUCUGUUCAUCCGCAAAUAUUCCAAAUAUUUGGCAGAAAAAACUAAAUCAUAUCAGAUGAUGGCGUUUGAUUUCUGUAAAGUUAAGCGUGGUAAAGACGAUGGUGUCAUGCGUACUAUGCCAGCUGAUAAGUUAUUGAAAGCACUUCCUGUUCUGCGGGAUCAACUUAACGUUCUCUUCGAGUUUGAGGCUACCGAAAAGGAUCUCAAUAAUCUGAUUAUUAACGCAGCAUUUAUCCUACUUUACAAGGAUCUCAUACGGCUAUUCGCUUCAUACAACGAAGGCAUGAUGAAUCUCGUUGAGAAGUACUUUUCAAUGAAGUCUUCUCACUGCAAGACUGCUGUUGAACUUUAUCGGGAUUUUCCUAAUGUGAUGACUAAAGUUGAUGAGUUCUUGACAUUGGCAGAGGUGGGUACACAUGUUUUUGAGACCAUUAACAUUUCAACAAUCACUGGCGAAUAUUUUGCUAUUACAUUGCUGCAGAGUCUUGGAAUUGGGGACAAGGAGUCGAUGGGAUUGCACCCUGUGCCUCCGCAAGUGCUUGAAGCAAUGGAACAGCAUCUUGCUCUCCUGAAAAAGAAGAAGAAGGCGAGUGCAGAUGAUGAUCAUAACGAUGCGGAGGAGGAGGUGAAGGAAACAUCUGUGAAGCCAUUGGAGUCUGUAGCCAAACGGUCGCCAUCAGCAUCGAACGUCAAGGUCAAUGCUUCACCGGCUCGACCGAAAUCGCCUGCUCGUCCAACCUCCUCACCGAGUGUACCAAAGCCAGCAACGCCAGCAUCAAUGGUUGAUAGUCUCCUGAUUGCAGACCUCGUCGAUACAGUGGCGACUGGUGAGACGGACACCCAUACGACUGCCAAGAUGCCGCCUGCGGAGGUCGUCGUCACAGGGCCUGAUGGCGAGCCUACUGAACCUUCGGAGGACGAGGAGCAGACUGCGUUGGAAGAGGAACAGGAGGAGGAGGGGGAAAAGGAGGUAGAAGAUGUAAGAGCAGAAGAGAGAGAAUGGGAAGAAGACGGAGGUGAAGGGGUGGGCUUGUCACCUGAACAGCAACAGGCCGUUAUUGCAGCAGCGACCAGUCACUUUGUCCAGUCAGCAGACCGCACCAACCAGGCUGUAAAACACUCAGUGACUCUCACUCCGCGCCAAACGCGAAGAUCUUGGUGGGUGUUUUUUUUCAGCCUGAUUGCUGAAUCCGGUAGUUGA
This is a messenger RNA of Hydatigera taeniaeformis, 1392 nucleotides long. NCBI's taxonomy places the organism in Eukaryota, Metazoa, Platyhelminthes, Cestoda, Cyclophyllidea, Taeniidae. The record is from the annotation of a GenBank genome assembly.